UGACUUCAUCGACGAAAUUGAUGUAAAGCUAUAAACAGUACUCCAACAUCUUCUAUUCUUUGACUUGGCAAUUUCCACCUUCAAAAGGCGGGCGGCCAAAUAAUCCCACGCUACUCACGGGUAGCUUGGUAACUUAAAUCCUAAAAAAAAAAAAAACUAAAUUUGUUUCGAAGAUUUGUUGAUCAAAAUGCGACCACAACGUCAAUGCAUUGUAGUGAAUAUGCGCUCCGCGAUAGCUCUAAUUGUUAUAUUCGUGCUAAACGGCAUUAAGAACAGCGAGACGGCCAGCGGUGGCAACCAAAUGGAUCUAUCCGAUGCAAAGGGCGACCACAAGGACAACAGCAAUGCCAGCAAUAAUAAUAACAACGACAACGAAGUAUUUAUGCCGGCCCUGGGCAAUAUGGGAUCCAAAACAUCAUCAUCCUCCAGUGCAUCCAUCGAUAACAUAACCACCUACACCAGCAGCAGCAGCAACAACAACAUGCUAUGUCCUUUCGAUAGAGAGACGCCCUGCGACCGUCUGCAGUUUCCCUGCAUCCGAUGCAGCUACAACUAUGGCUGCUACUACGGACGCGAGGUAAACGUCACCUGUGAGGCCAUCACCAAUGUCCAGUGCCAGGGCGAGCGCAGCUUUCAGCGUCAGAUGAGCUGUCGCUACUGCUACCAGACAGAGCUCUGGCAGCAGAGCUGCCUGCAGCGCGCCAAUUGCAACAAAUUCUAUCGCACCAAUUGCACCGUCCACCAGGAUGUCCUCUGUCUGGGCAAUCGUUCGUUUACACGAAACCUAAAAUGCAACUGGACGCAGGGCUAUCGCUGGAGCACAGCGCUGUUGAUAAGCCUCACCCUGGGCGGCUUUGGGGCCGAUCGCUUCUAUUUGGGCCACUGGCAGGAGGGAAUUGGCAAGCUGUUCAGCUUCGGUGGUCUCGGCGUUUGGACCAUCAUCGAUGUCCUGCUCAUUUCGAUGCACUAUUUGGGACCGGCCGAUGGUUCGCUCUACAUUUAGGGUGGGGUGUGCUUGGGGAUCUGAUCUAUAGGUUUAAGAAGGACUGUUUGUUAGCCAAAAGCCUAGAACAUAAGCAAAAAUCUAACCAUUACCAUGUACAUAUGUAUUUGUUUUGUUCAAGAACACAUUAUUACAUAACGA
This is a messenger RNA of Drosophila miranda, 1144 nucleotides long. It is a transcript of the gene amx, whose product is annotated as TM2 domain-containing protein almondex. The coding region runs from base 188 to 1003 and encodes 271 amino acids. The transcript has a single exon. The record is from RefSeq and is a predicted model, not a curated record. Lineage: Eukaryota; Metazoa; Arthropoda; Insecta; Diptera; Drosophilidae.